AUAUAAGUUUACCGUCACUUAAUCAAGAAAGAAAUUCAGUUUUAUAAAGUCGGUCAAUUAUUCGUCAUUAAUUAAGUUAACAAUUCAUAAUCAGAGAAGAAGAAAUUGGGUGUUUAAGUAUAAAUGUCUCUUUGGAUAAAAGAAAAAAGUUAAGAAAAUAGAAGAGGAUUAAUUAAUAUACGAACAUAAAAUGAACACGAUCAAGCAAAAUCUAUUAAAUAUAGAACUCUGUAAGAAAUGCAGAAAAUAUCAAUCGUCUUAUAACAAAGAUUUAGAGAACAGUACAAAUUAUUGCAAUUGUUUGGAAGUAAAGGAUGGAAUUGACGAUGAAAUAAAUAUGGUGCAAGUUAAUAAAAAAGAAAUAGAAGAAGAAAAGGAAAAGGAAGAGGAAAAUGUCGAUUCAAAGGCAAAAGGAGAGGAAGAGGAUGAGGAAAAUUUAGAAAUUUCGGAAAUCUUUAAAAUAGAUGAAACGAAGGAAGAAGUGAAAGAUAUAACGAGAAAAGAGAUUAAUGACGAAAAAGAUAAGAGUAUAAAUAAUGUGAAACAAAGGGAACAUUUAAAUGACGAAAAUUAUGAAAACGAAAUUAAAAUGUUAGAAAGAGAAAUUGAAUCUAACGAAGAAGAAGAAAAAGAAGAAUUAGAAGAAGAAGGAGAAGAAUUAGAAGAAAAAGAAGAAAAGGAGGAAGUUUUAAGUGGAAAAAAUAAUCUGACGAAAUUGUUAAAAAAUGCCAAUGAAAAUGAAAUAUCAGAAGAUACGUAUGAAAACGAGUACAUGCAAAAUGAAAGAUACAACGAAUUAAUGUUAUUAAUGGCAAAUGAUUUUGUACCAAACUUUGAACCAUUCGAAUGUCCAAUAUGUUUAGUUCCUUAUAAAUCUUUGGAAGGAUUAGUUUUGAAGGAUUGUUUACACACAUUUUGCAAAACAUGCCUCGCAAAUACAGUUUUAUUUUCUGACGAUGCAGACGUGAAGUGUCCGUACAAAGACGAAAAUUAUUCUUGCGAAGGAACGAUACAACAAAGCGAGAUUAAAGCGAUAGUAAAAUUGGAAGAUUUUAACAAAUAUUUACAAAGAUCGAUAGUACAAGCCGAAAGUAAAGCAGGAAAUUCUGCUUAUCACUGUAAAACACCAGACUGUCCUGGUUGGUGUAUUUAUGAACCAUAUGUUGAAAGUUUUAUAUGUCCUGUAUGUGAAAAAAAAAAUUGUCUUCUAUGUAAGAUGAUACAUAAAGUAAAUUGUACGGAAGACAUGUUACUCGCGGAAUCAUCAGAUUCAAAAUCUGAAAUGUUAAUUCAGAAGAUGUUACGUAAUAAAAAUGCACUUCCUUGUCCCACAUGUAACACAAUAAUAAUGAAAAUAGAUGGUUGCGAUGCAGUUGUAUGCACUAUAUGUAAAACCGAAAUAUGUUGGUUAACACGAGGACCACGUUGGGGCCCCAAAGGCCAAGGUGAUACCUCCGGUGGUUGCAAGUGCAAUGUAAACAUAAAAUGUCAUCCAAACUGUCGCAAUUGUCAUUGACUCGGUCCAUUAAAAAAUAUACAUUUUAUAUAUAAUAAAACAUAUUCGUAUAAUUAGCUAAGUAAAGAGCAUUCUUUUUUUGUCUGUACAAAUAAUAAAAGUGUGAAAAUAUAAUAAUGUUUAAGCCUUUUUUUUCUU
Molecule: messenger RNA, 1654 nt
Organism: Vespa mandarinia (Asian giant hornet)
Lineage: Eukaryota; Metazoa; Arthropoda; Insecta; Hymenoptera; Vespidae
Product: ranBP-type and C3HC4-type zinc finger-containing protein 1-like
Biological process (GO): proteasome-mediated ubiquitin-dependent protein catabolic process; protein linear polyubiquitination
Cellular component (GO): LUBAC complex
Molecular function (GO): ubiquitin-protein transferase activity; ubiquitin binding
Source: RefSeq, a predicted model, not a curated record